This is a messenger RNA of Paramecium octaurelia, 1464 nucleotides long. The record is from the annotation of a GenBank genome assembly. Lineage: Eukaryota; Ciliophora; Oligohymenophorea; Peniculida; Parameciidae.
UAUAAUGGAUACACAUCGCAAUUACGAAAACUUAGAUUAUGCUAUAGGAUUUGGCAAUCAUGUUGAAACAGAAGCAUUAAAGGGAGCAGUGCCAAAAGGAUAGAAUAGUCCUCAAAAGUGUGCUUACAAUUUGAUAGCCGAAUAAUUUUCAGGCACAGCCUUCACAUUGACCAGAGCAAGCAACCAAAAGACCUGGCUAUAUAAAAUUAGGCCCAGUGCUGCUCACAGUCCCUUUGUAGAAGCUCCUGAAUUUGGAAAAUACGUAAAAAACGAUUUUAUGAAUGAUCAUGGACUGACCAUCACUCCUAAUUAACUAAGGUAAAUAUCAAAAAUAUAAUUAUCAGAUGGAAACGAUUACCCCUGCCAGAAAAACCUACAACAUUUGCUGAAGGUUUGGUCACUGUUUGUGGAGCAGGUGAUCCUUCCAUCAAACAAGGAAUAGCAAUAUAUUUAUAUGCUGCCAAUAAGAGUAUGACUAACUCUAGUAUGUUUAACAGUGACGGAGACUUCUUAAUAGGUAUAUAUUCUCAUUAAAUCUAGUGCCUUGGGAAGGAGAAAUGUUAAUAACCACAGAAAUGGGAAAAUUGACUGUGAAACCAAGAGAAAUCUGUGUCAUUCCUCGUGGAAUCAAGUUUAGUGUAGAAAUGACUAAACCAAUAAGAGGAUACAUAUGUGAAGUCUUCAAAGGUCAUUUCAAAAUCCCAGAUUUGGGACCUAUUGGAGCAAAUGGUUUAGCCAAUCCAAGAGAUUUCUUGGUUCCAGUUGCUUUCUAUGAGAAUACUGAGGAAGAAUUCUAAAUUAUCAAUAAAUAUUUGGGAAAAUUCUAUAAAUGUACAAAGAAAGGAUCUCCUUAUGAUGUUGUCGGAUGGCAUGGAAAUUAUUACCCAUACAAAUAUAAUCUAGAUCUUUUCAACGCUAUGGGAACUGUUACUUUCGAUCAUCCUGAUCCCUCUAUAUUCACAGUCAUUACAUGCUAAACUGAUGAACCAGGGUACUAAUAUACAUAUUUUUCAAAGAGUUGCAGUGUGCGACUUUGCUAUUUUUCCACCAAGAUGGAUGGUUGCAGAACACACCUUCAGACCACCCUAUUAUCAUAGAAACAUUAUGAGCGAAUACAUGGGAAACAUUUCUGGUUAAUAUGAUGCCAAAGAAGAUGGUUUCCAACCUGGAUAUGGCUCACUACAUAGUCUUUUGUAAGGUCAUGGUCCUGAUCAUGAAUCAUUUGAAAAAUGGUCAAACGUCGAUUUACAAGUACUUAUACUCCAAUAUUUCUAUAGCCAAUAAGAUAUCCAUAUGAAAAUUUGGCAUUUAUGUUUGAAAGUACCUACAUGUUUAAGACAUGUUCAUUUGUCAUGGAUGAUCAAGUCAGCUUGGAUCAUGACUAUUUCCACGUAAUUUAUUUAUCAAUAUUGAUUUAAGUGUUGGGAUAAAUUGGCACAUAACAAAUUAGGAGAUAAACCUUGA